Messenger RNA from Penicillium riverlandense, 2274 nucleotides. RefSeq lists its product as uncharacterized. The transcript has a single exon. Bases 1 to 2274 code for a protein of 757 amino acids. NCBI's taxonomy places the organism in Eukaryota, Fungi, Ascomycota, Eurotiomycetes, Eurotiales, Aspergillaceae. The record is from RefSeq and is a predicted model, not a curated record.
AUGAAUCACCAAAAGUAUUCACUGGUGUCUCCACCCAGAAGAUCCUCAGAAGCACACUUUCGCGACCGCCCAUCUCCAGAGUCUGGACAACCAGACAACGAUGCUGACGCUGGAAGCCAUGAUCGCCCUCCCGGUUCGAUCGCACUUCAACGCUCAUGGUGGGUCUUGAUACUAGCAUCUUUCUACGCGAUGCUAGCGCUUUCCUCAUGGAUCAUUUUGUGCAUUUUGUCCAUCCGGCCGUUGACCGCAAAGUCAUACGAGGCUCCGACAAAUCUUUCAGACUGGUACGACUAUGAGCCCCAGCUUGCAAUUUACACUACAAACGAGAAAUGGUAUCAGGCAGCGCGAGUAAUCCAGUCUACUACUGGGAUUCUGACUAUUCCACUGGCUUCGGCCGUAUGCUCCGCCGCCGCGGUCGUCUUCAUCCAGAGCCAUGCCAAAGCGUCAAAAAUGACCAUGAGGCAACUCCUUGCCCUUGCAGACAAGGGGUGGACGGACACGUCUCUAUACUGGCAGCUCAUUCGGGAUCCAAAACGCUCGUGGAAGCGCUACGUUAGCUCAUUUCUCCUUCUUGCCAUUGCGCUCCAUUUCCUUGGAGGCCUCAUCUCUCCGCUUCAAGCCUUGCUCCUAUCAUCCAAGGCUAUCAAAGUUACAAGCAGCGGCUCAUCGAGAGCGGUCCCCGAUAUUGCGGUUGGCGGUUGUUAUCCGGAUAGUGUCGCAGCUGCUGCCAUUCCAACACUGAACUCAGCCAUGCCCGAAAAUUAUGACCAACUGAUUUGGCAAUCUACCGGGUUAAACUGCUCCGCCGGCAAUAUUUACUGUGCUAUUGGAAACACAUUAGCUGAUCUGUCACCUUCAUCUGGUCUGUUUCUCGCUCCCUUGCCCAACGGUUAUAACACCGGCGUCCUUCGCCAAUACGCACCUCGCUACAACUCCAGCGCAAAAGUCACUAGCAUUAAUCCUUCGGAGUUUCCGUCAAAUUGCUCCUCUUCCAAAUACGCAUUUCAUACUCAGGAAGUCGGAACCUAUUUUAAGGUGGAAGUUUGCUUCCCGCUAAGCUUCCCGCUGAACCACAAUGCGCCAGCGCAAGCCUACGGGCCAUGGAAGAACACUCGUGAUAGACAGGACUUCACAGAGGAACUCUUUAUCAACGUAACAUUCAUAAAAGUCAGCUGUGACAUCAACGGGUGCGAUGAAUAUGGCCAGUUCAAGGUAACCAAAAGCCUGUUGAAGGUUACUGCGCAUACGACUGCCGGCUGGUUCGAGUUACCCAAUUACAUGAACUCCGGAAUCCCUGGUCCUCUCGAGGUAAGGGACCCGACCGGGUCGAGAAAUGAAUCUAUACGACAGGCGACACAGCGCAGAGGCUCUCAGUUUUUCGAUGACUCCUUACGGAUGGUGAACCUAAACCCCGGUCCUCUUCUCAGCUUAGCGUGGGCGAUGUUCGGUUCCCCAAUAUCCUAUAUGGCAAGCUGUGCUACUGCGUUGAGCGAUCCGGAAUUGAGCAACCGUACCUAUUCGCUAGGUGUUCAAUAUUGCUCUCAACCACCACUCUGGGGCCUCUGGACAUCACUCACUUCUACGAUGCCAUCCACUAUCGCGAAACGCCAUUUCAAUGCUACCUCCGAGGAUGAAUAUUCUUUCCUGAAAUGGCUGUCAAUUUUCCACAACUUUAACAGCUCGGAUGCAACUUACAAGUCGAAUUUGGAAAAAGUUUUGUCCGAUGGCCUAUUCCUUACAAAUGAGGCAUGCAUAGAACUUGGGACUCAGGACGGUCUCUACCCCUCGGUCAGCGUCGUUUCUGAUAUGGGAAGAGAUACAAACAUACCGACAAUAUCCCGGGCCGGUCUUGUAGUUAUAUCUACUUUGCUAACCAUUUACCUUCUCUCACUAUUAUCUGUUGCCAGCUACGCGGCAUUGGCGCCGCGUUGGACCGAGUUCAUGGAUGGUUUUGCGAUGUUAAGAAUCGGCUCUGCAAUCGCUGAGAGAGUACCAUUGUUGGUUACAUACCGAAACGACGAGAUUUCUACAUUGGAUGACAUUCCAGGAUGGAUUGGCAGCUCCCCAUUGGAGGAUAAUGAUGGUACUGAAAAUCAUAAAGAUGAUCUCAAUCGCGCAGCAAAACUCGGGUUGGGAUUGCCAUGCACUCUCAGAGCGGGACAGAAAUACACAUGCUAUUCGGUGGAUUACAACGCUUUCCAAAAGUCUCAAGAAAUUGAGAGGAAGCGGGAGGAAUAUCGUGCUUACUGGAAGGCAAGAGACGCGCGAAAUUGA